AUGGAAGAUAAAGCUAGAUUUCAGAAAGCGUUUGUUGGCAAGGUUACUAUUCUGGGUUCUGCAUAUAAGGUACAAACAUAUCUCGAGAUAGAGGGCUAUUUCGGGGUCAAGGUUACACAUUUGGGAGCGAAUUUGUGUUUUCUCGAGGAAUCAGAGGAAUGGGUUAUUGAAGAUUUGAUAGGGGAGGGAGAAACUUGGUGGAAACAAUGGUUUUCGGAGGUUAGGAGGUGGAACGAGGAGGAUGUGAAUAAUGGAAGACUUGCUUGA
Messenger RNA from Vicia faba (fava bean), 267 nucleotides. Lineage: Eukaryota; Viridiplantae; Streptophyta; Magnoliopsida; Fabales; Fabaceae. The record is from the annotation of a GenBank genome assembly.